AGCCUCUUGGGGUUCCUAGGCACCUACACUCAGCCCACCCCCAAUUUUGGGGGCCAGGAGACAGCUAUGAUGCUCAACUGGAAGCUACUGGGGAUCCUGGUCCUUUACCUGUGUGCUGGAGGCAUCACAGGCAGCAGAGAGCACCCCCGUCCCCCACCCACAGACACUGGAGAGGAGGAGGGCUCCCCAACAUUGCCGCAGGGCCCCCCAGUCCCUGGUGAUCCCUGGCCAGGGGCACCCCCUCUCUUUGAGGACCCUCCACCUCCAGGCCCCAGUCGUCCCUGGAGAGACCUAACUGAAUCCGGAGCCUGGCCUCCUGAACCCCCGAGAACCGACCCCCCUCAGCCUCCCCGGCCUGAUGACCCCUGGCCAGCAGGACCCCAGCCUCCAGAAAACCCCUGGCCACCUGCCCCUGAAGUGGACCAUGGACCUCAAGAGGACCCAGAUCUUGACCCACCCCGGGAAGAGUACAGAUAAAGGGACUUCCCCAGAGGCUUCUUGGGGCUCCAGGCUGAGUGCCCCAAGUGUACCUUUCUGAUUCCUCUCCAGUUCUCCCAUCAGCCUCAAUCACCUUCCUCUUCAAUUUUUUUCUGAACUCUGAAAGCGUCAUUCUAUUAUCUGUCCUCUCUUGAGAUCCAGCCCCCUUUCCUCCUUUUUUCUUUGGCAGCUGAAGCAUACACCCCUACCUCAUGCCCAGUCCCCCCACCUACCUGCUUCCAACCUGGUCCCUCCUCCCACCCCCUGGGGCUCCUGGGGCCAGGUUGGUGGCCCUGCGUUCUCUGCUGCCACCUGGUGGCCGACAGCUGGGAACUAUCGGAAGACGGAGACCAUUCUUCCAUGAAAUGGAAAAAUAAAAACCAUGUUUUCUUCAUUUUGAA
This is a messenger RNA of Nyctereutes procyonoides (raccoon dog), 878 nucleotides long. It is a transcript of the gene PSORS1C2, whose product is annotated as psoriasis susceptibility 1 candidate 2. NCBI's taxonomy places the organism in Eukaryota, Metazoa, Chordata, Mammalia, Carnivora, Canidae. The transcript has 2 exons. The coding region runs from base 67 to 477 and encodes 136 amino acids. The record is from RefSeq and is a predicted model, not a curated record.